This is a messenger RNA of Podospora pseudopauciseta, 675 nucleotides long. RefSeq lists its product as uncharacterized. Bases 1 to 669 code for a protein of 222 amino acids. The transcript has 3 exons. Lineage: Eukaryota; Fungi; Ascomycota; Sordariomycetes; Sordariales; Podosporaceae. The record is from RefSeq and is a predicted model, not a curated record.
AUGCAGCUGACGACAGUGUUUUCUUCUCUUGUUGUCUUGGGAGGGUUGGCGGUAGCAGCCCCUGUUGAUGUGCCCGAUGAGGAGCCUUGUGUGGACGGGAUCAUCUGCUUUGACGCCCUGAAUGCUUGUGGUGUCAAAUACGGCGGCUGCUACAACGUCUGCAAGGCCGACCAGAAGCCCAAGCCGCCCGCUUGCCCGGCCACCUCCACUGUUGUCACAACCAAGGUGGUCCAGUUGACUCCCUCUGCUACCACCAAGAAGACAACCAGCACAACUUCCAAGCGCACCUUGACGACCUCCACCAGGAAGGCGACUACCACCACCAAGAAGACCACCACCACUGCCAAGGCUACCACCACUUCCAAGAAGCCCACCUCCACCUCCAAGAAGCCUACCACUACUCCUAAGCCGACCACUACCCCCAAGCCCGUGACGACCAAGAUCCCGACAUCCACUGCCAAGCCCUCGACUUGCAACGGGAGCGGAAUGACGGUUUGUGCUGAUUACAUCAAUGAGUGUGGGAUGAUGUAUGGCGGAUGCUUCCCUGACUGCAAGCCGUGGCCUACAUUCACUGCUCCUCCUUGCAGGCCGCCGGUCAGCACGAGCAUCAGGCUUGUGCCGGUGCCGAUUCCUACGUAUCCUGUUAUCACUGUCAGGCCUCAGGCAUAGAGAACA